Molecule: messenger RNA, 1077 nt
Organism: Jatropha curcas
Lineage: Eukaryota; Viridiplantae; Streptophyta; Magnoliopsida; Malpighiales; Euphorbiaceae
Source: RefSeq, a predicted model, not a curated record
GGCAUUGUAAACUCAUUCACUCUUCUGGUAGUGGCGGAGAGUUCGGAGAUUUCAAUACCAAAAUGUUAAGCUCACUGAAAUUGCGCCUUUCUAACCCCAGGUGGACUAACUACACCUUCUCUCACGUAGCUACCUCCCGUCGCUUACCAUACAAUGUCCGCCUUCCAAUUCGACGGCACCAUUCGAUAACCGUACUAUCACACUAUGAUUCUACACAAUCUUCACCAGCAGAAUCAGAGCCGUCAAUUUCAUCGGAGUACAUUUCGUCCGUCGGAUCUCCGCCGUUUUCUAAUUCUACAAUUCACCUCUCCCACUGGAACCUCAGUAAACGCCACAUCGUCAUGCUCAAUGUCAUUGCUUGUGCGGCAGCAAUUUCAGCAACCUGGCUUUUUUUCUCUGCAAUUCCUGCUCUCCUCGCUUUCAAGAGAGCAGCAGAAUCCCUUGAAAAGUUGAUGGAUGCUACUAGGGAAGAGCUUCCUGAUACAAUGGCUGCUAUUCGUUUAUCUGGUAUGGAGAUUAGUGACCUAACAAUGGAGCUAAGUGAUUUAGGACAAGAGAUAACUCAAGGUGUUAGAAGCUCCACUAGAGCUGUUCGCUUAGCUGAGGAGAGGCUUCGAGGUUUGGCAAGCAUGACACCACCGGCUUUGUUGCAGAGGGUGACCAGCCCCAAAACUGAGACAGGAGGACCAGUGGUGGCUAGGAAAGCAAGGGGCAUAAGGGAGGGCAUUGUAAAAGGUCGCAUGAUCUUUCAAUUAUUUUUCACUCUCACUCAGUUUUCCAGGAUGACUUUUAACUAUUUUAAAAGACAAGCUAAGCGAUAGAGUUAAGAGCAUGAGCCUUCUGGUGAGAAUAUCAAAUUUGAUUUCUGUACAUGUCUAUACUUGUAUCCAAAUUUUGACGUUGCUGUUGAAUUUUAGCAUUUUCGGUGUUAGAAAAUGAGAUAUUAUGCACCUGCUAGUUGAAGGAGACAUUGAUAGGAGAGACUUGUUGGUUUCUUCUUCUUAUGUUGUGUUUGCAUAGAGUUUGUAUUAAUUUUAUUAUUAAAUCUAAUGCAUACGACAAUUUUCCUUUCUGUAA